CUUCUACGUAUCUGCCCUGUCCAGCCAAGGCUCUCUUACAAUUAUUCCUUGAUCAGCCCCCAUGAACAAUAAUUCCUUGAUACAGUGCGACCGUUAAGGCCCGCUGUUAUUCCACAGCAACCUUAAGCUACCAACCAGUAGCUUCCCAUCCAAGGCCCAAGAACCCGACGGAUGCUUUUACUGAGUUGUUAUCAGUAAUCAGUUCUAGGAGCAAGACGGUCCGUACCCCGUGAUCUGGAAACAAGAUGGUUAGUGCGUCUAAGAAGGAAUGGGCGACCCAUGAUGCUGCGUGUGCUAGCUGCCGUACACGCAAGAUCCGAUGUGGGAGAGAAAAGCCAAUGUGCGGCUGUUGUAUUCGAGAUCAAGUUGAAUGCGUGUAUUCGCCGGCGCUCAAAAGAGUGAACCACGUCAAAGUGCUGUCGCACAAUCUCGGUGAUAUACAGGACCGCGUGGUUAAGAUGCAAGGGGAGCUGUCUUGGCUGACGACUGCGCUUAAGAGGUCCAAUAUCGCUGGACAGCCCGAGCUUACCCUGCCGAGAGACGUCUCAAUAACCCAUGGCAGCGAAGAUGAGGUCGCUUCCAUCCAGGCCGGCCACGUAGAUCGCAAUGGUGUGACGCAGAUUGAGAGGUAUCAUGGCCCGAGGACGCUAGUCUCUUUAUGCCUCGACUUUGCGGCAGACCUGGCUUCGUGUAAUGGCAAUACCAACAACGAGGUUGUCACUGGUCUUGUCAAUCACUUGCUGUUUGAUUCUACCCGGGUUAACGAGGGCAGCCUGGAUCUUCUUGAGCCUGGAUCAGGACGAACAGAGCUUAAUACCUGCAAUCUCCCCCCCAAACAUCUGCUCUCUGUCAUGCUAGACAGUUUCGUCAAGCAGGCAGACUAUAGCACCAAUAUCUUCUGUCGUCGGAGCAUACAAGAGGCCAUCGAGCGCGUCUAUGAGGAGCCGUCGACUCCAGCAUCGGAGCCAUGGGCAUUGUGCUUCAAUCUCAUCAUACUGCUCACCCUGGGGUCCGAUAACCCCGUUCGGAGUGACGACCCUUUUGUACGGCCCAUGCUUCAAGCAGCGCAGGCCAUGGCAGAAAAACCAAGCUGCUUCAUGUCAACGCGCUUCGCCAACGUCCAGGCCUUAGCACUUUAUAGCCAUUUCGUACAGCAAUACCAUACUGAUAAUCAGACGCUGGGUGAUUCCCUCUUUGCUCGCGCUUGCGUUCUGGCUACGGAAUCGGGCUUACACCAGGCCGACAGCGACCUCAGCCCAGCCUCGGACCUCUCUGUCGUCGAGGCAGAAGAGCGGCAAAAGGUUUUCAGGUCCUUGUACAUUCGUGAUCGAUUCUCCAUGAUCGCAUAUGGAGCAUUGGCUUGGCUUCCGAGCGCGGAUCAAAGAGGUUCACAAACACCUGGCAAGUCGUCUGAACAGGGGGGUAUCGUAUCAAACCAGCUUUAUCCACAACAUACCCCCCACUGGAAGCUGGCCGGAAUCCAAGAUGAGCUUCGUUGUUUGCUAUACUCUACAGAUGCACCACCGGUGUCUAAAUCGGGGAGGCGUGUUGCACUUGCACGGCUGCAACAGAAGCUCAAGACAUGGGCAGAGACAUAUAAGAUCCCGUCGCCGAAUCGGCCCACCACCGUGCAUGAAAUAUCGCUCCAUCUCGCUUUUCUUGGUACACGCAUUCUGAUGUUGGAGAGUGAAAGUGAUACAGACGACGCUGCUUGCCCCGCCUUGGUGCAAGUGAUAGACGACGCCCGUCUGAGCUGUCUUCUGAUCGCCAUUUCAUGCAACCAGAAUCUAGAUCAGGCGUUGACGAGCCAAGUAGAUAGUUUGCUCAGCAAGACCCACUUUAAUUCUCCCAAAGGCUUCGGCACACAUUUGUGUCCCAGUGCGGCACUGCCAACAUCAGUUUCAUCAACCUCUACCUCUACUUUCCCCUCCGCGUUGGACGCACCACCGGGAAUCAGGCCUCCGAUACCAGGAGGCUCAAAUUUCAGCAGUGUCCAAGAUCCAAUCCCGACACCGCUGCCGCUGCACCGCAUUACGAAUGUAUUCCCUAUUGCAGCCAUCUUUGUGCUCGCAAGACACAUUCUCGAUAUAGACAAACGUGUCCCACCUUCUCAAUAUGCUCCAGCCGCAGUCCAGAGUGACAAGAAAAGGACAACCGAGAUCACUCACGAUAUCUUAUUGCUUGAGGCGCUACUCUUCUGCUUCCGCAGCAAAAAGCCGCCCUCUUCUAUAGCAGAUCAUGGGAACAUAAGUAGUGACACCCUAGGCUCCAAACUUGGUCGUACCAUACAGAACUUAGUAAACAUCAUUCAUGCCAGCAUGAAUCCGACUUGCCGCGUUGGCGCAGAUGAUGAUAACGAUGGCGAUGGUGAACAUGAAGAUGGUGACGACGACGACGACGAGGAGGAUACGUAUUCUUUCGAGCCUAUGCUUACACUGGAGCCCUCUCUACCUCCAGAUGCCUUCUCCAACUACAUGGGCAUGCCCGGUCCCAGUUCCUACAGCAGCAAUGGCAUAUCCCCAUCCCAACUGAACGUGCCAAUGCAGUCCCCGUGGGAUACACCGCAAGAUUCGAUGUCAAAUUCGUCUACUACGACGCCCAUGUGGUCGGCGCAGAAUUGGAUUUCUCUGGCACCUCUCAACCCCCUAUCGACUAUGAUGCCUGAAAGACAGUUCGACAUCUCGACUUUCAUGGAUCAGGUUGAGAGGUCGAAUGUGGAUGUACAGGAUGGAGGUCAGGAUCAAGGAUUGCCGAUGGAGCAACAGCAACAGCAGGUACAGUGCGUAUCUGAGCCGGCGAGGAAACGGCCAAGGAAGAGGCCACGGGCGAAUGAUCAUCAGGUUCAUGGAGACCACAGCUAGACAAGUCGUUCGUUUAGAACUGUCAGAUUAUUAGACUUUAGACUUAGUGACGUGCAGAAUUGCCAUUUCAUAUCCGUCACGUUUCACCGGUCAGCUAUGCUGUGGUUCGAGAGCGCAAAAACAGCUUAGUUUCUCCUACUACCUACCGUGAAGGCUGUUUUAUCCAAAUCUUCUGCUACUGAAUAGUCUUAGCUCAAGCGAGUCAAGCUGAGAGAGGGCGCUUGAAGCCUUAUCAAUAACAAUGCUAUUGGGAUGGGUGGGCGUUGAAAUCCUGGCUUACCCUAGUCAAAGCUGGAAUCUGGAGUGUGUGACACCUCUGAUGCGUGUCAUCGGAGCGGGUGUAUGCAUGGGUUCCGGAGAUUUAACACACAAAGGUACCAUAUUCAAUCUGAAAACAUGUCCACUUUAGUUCACAUCCUACCCUCUCCUUUAUGUGCUGCGAAAAGCAUAUUUGAUUGAAUUCACAUACAAAUUUGGAAGAACACGGUUGGUUGAAUGUUUUAUGGUCCGCCAAGGGACUUGGACUAAAGCGAGAAACGGAAGUACAACGCAAAAGCCAAUAUGUGAGAGAAAAAGCCCCUAAGGAAUGGGAGAGCUAGUCGAUCCUGCCACCAAACUUUUGAUCGACUUUUGGAAUCAUAGAAUAUAAGAGCUGGUGGUGUGCAAAGCUGGAUAUCAUCCCGUACUCCGACUGGCCACGUCUACGCUGCAGCGACAUGUUCGUCAACUCCCAACCUCCGACUGGCUCUCGAGCUCCUCCAACAACAUUCGAUCACGAUUCCUUAGCCCACUGUUUCCCACUCCAUAGACCGCCCGUUGUCCACAGCCAGUAAUCCCUGCCCUUGAUCAGCCACACCAUGAAGCUGGGCAGCUGGAACCCCAUGGCCGCGCCUACUCCCUUGUUCUUGCCAGUUGGCACCAUUUGCGUCUCCCGAAGGUCUGACUUGAAGACUCUAUCCUCUCCAACAGAGCUCUCCUCUCUCCCAGUGGCCAACAAUCGCUUAAUGUUUGCGCACAAGAUAGGAAUUGCAUCAAGGAUAAGAUGGAUAGCAGGCCUGCUAUACGAUCCUACAUCGCCAACGGCGUAAAUGCGCGGGCCGGCUUUAUUGAUACGCAAAGUAGAGGCAUUGGUAUCGACACGUCCAUCUGCUGUUAAGAACUCUUUGUUAAUGAAGCUGGUAUUUGGUAUAGUCCCUGUCGCUGGAAUGUAAAGGUCGGCUUCCAACGUUGAUCCAUUAUCGAGAAUUAAUUUUGCCUUGGUUGCAAUGCUGUCUGUGCCUGCACCUUCUGGGACUACCGUCUUGACUCGCGCGUUCUUAACCACAGUCACGCCGACCAUGGCGAGGAAUCCCUCGGCUUUUCUCGCAAUGCUAGGUCGGAGGGCGGGCAGAAGCUCUGAACCAGCAGUCACAACCGUGAUAGAGACCUUGGGGUUCGCUAAGUUGGCACCAGCUCGGCCGUUCAGGUACUCUCCGAGUUCGCCCGCUGUCUCGAUACCCGCAGGACCUCCGCCAGCAAUAACGAUGCUCUUAGCAAUCGGCAGUUAGGUCCGAAAUGCGGCCCAGGUUGUUCGAAGGAAAUCGUCGUCCCGGUUUAGACCGAGCAGUGGAGAAGGUGUGGAAGCGCCGGUUGCGAUGAUGAGGGCGUGAAAGGCUAUCUUCUCAGUAUUGCCGACUGCGAGGCUGACUGAGACAGUUCGCUCGACGUGGUCAAGCUCUACGGCUGCACCAUUGACAAAGCGGAAAUUGUUCUUGGGGUACUGCUCAAAGGCGUUUGGGAUGUUAACGAAGAGUUUCUUCUGGUCGACCAUGGUAUCCGAAAUCAACGCACGAGGGCAAGCGGGUCGACAUAUGACUUGUGCUGAAGGGCUGACCAAGACAAUUUGAUACGAUGAUCCCUUUCCGAGUGGGCAGUAGAAAUACCACUAUAAGAACCACCGAGGAUGAUAAUGUUCUUCUGCGAUACUAAAACUAGGGCGGGAGUGUCUGAUGACAUGUUGACAGCGGGGAAGGAAGUCGUGUCGUGUCGGUUCUGAGUGCUUGGCCGAGUAACUGUGAAUGUGAAAGCGUAGAAUUGAUAAUUGAAGCUGGUGGACGAACGGUGAGUGGGUAUGUGUGUGUGUGGUGCGAUGAGGCGGAGGUAGAUACAGGCAGGUGAGAUCGAGGUGAAUGGGUUUGGAAUUAAAAAUGUAAUGGAAUGCCAGCCCCAGCCCCGUCGCGAGAUUAAUGAGCCGAAGACAACGUAGGGAGGGGAGGUGCCAAAAGGCAGUGGAGGUGCCAAAAGGCAGUGGCAAUUAGCGGGCACCUGCCACCUGUACUUAUUGGCGGGAGUCUAAACCGAUUUGGCUGUUAUUACCCUUGCAUAGCACCUGCACCUGUCACCUCAUUCUGAGCUUCGCCGCUGCGGCGCAGUGACAGAACACCUCAUCGACAGACCGGGGCGCUCUGUUAUCUUCUGUUGUGUUCUGUUCUCUCCUCUUUUCUGCUCAGUGGUCCUU
This is a messenger RNA of Pseudogymnoascus destructans, 5358 nucleotides long. RefSeq lists its product as uncharacterized. The transcript has 5 exons. Gene Ontology annotation, molecular function: DNA-binding transcription factor activity, RNA polymerase II-specific; sequence-specific DNA binding; zinc ion binding. Bases 246 to 2861 code for a protein of 871 amino acids. The record is from RefSeq and is a predicted model, not a curated record. Gene Ontology annotation, biological process: DNA-templated transcription; positive regulation of transcription by RNA polymerase II. NCBI's taxonomy places the organism in Eukaryota, Fungi, Ascomycota, Leotiomycetes, Thelebolales, Thelebolaceae.